AGCUCCUAGACUUUUAUAUUUGACGCAUUUUAUUGUAUUAAUUUGGAUUAUUUUUAAUCAAUAAAAAUGAACCAUCACAGUGACUACAGCAGUGGCAGCGGCACUUCUUUAGAUUCGUACUCGUGGGGAGGCAGUCAGUCGCUACCAACGCCCGAGAGUCACUUAUCAGCCUUGAACCACGCGUCCCGAGGCAGAUCUGUCAGCUACGUAGAUGUGAGCAGGAGAACCCACGUAGACAGAGUGAUGGAGGAGUUCCGAAUGAACGGCGUCGAUUCCCCGUACGAUCCCGAUGUAGACGGCGUAAACAGACGCGCUGCGUCGAUGGUGCUGCAGCCCAGCGCGCACCGCGGCACGCCCACACGCGCGCCGCACCUCGCCGCACAGGUGUACCAGCCGCCCGCGAUGCCCGCACUCGACCGCGGCUAUGUCUCCGCUGACAACAUGGGCGCUGGCGCUUUGGCAGGGGAGGCCAUAACUGAGGAGCAAUACCGCGUGCUGAGCUCGCUGCCGCGCGUCGUGGUGCGCGCGCUGCUGCAGCUGCUGCGAUCCUUCGACCGCCCGCAGCACGCCGACCGCAGCGACGAGAACCGCGGGUGCGCGUUCUGCCGCGCGAAUGGCGAGCGCGUGUCGUACUACCAGUCGCACGCGCUGCGCCGCGCCGGCCGCGUCACGUGCCCCGUGCUGCGCGAGCACGUGUGCGCGCGCUGCGGCGCCACCGGCGACUUCGCGCACACCAACAACUACUGCCCGCUCGCCUCGCAGCUCGAGCGCGAGCGGUCGGCUGCCAUAAUGCGCAGCGUGCGCAUGUCGUCGGAGCGGCGGCGCGGGCAGCGCGAGCGCGGGGCGGGGGAGCGCGGCGAGCGCGGGGCGACGCGCGCCGUCUCUCUGGCCGACAGGGUGUAUAGUGGAGAACUCGCACUCGACCCUGUCUGGGCAGAGCUGGAGAAGAAGUUAACGCAGUAAAUUACUAAUUAUUUCAUUCCUAAUUGGUAUUUGAAAGCGUUAGCUUUAUUUUUAUAUUUUACUAUUUCGUACUUUUGUUUUUUCUUUAAAUAUUGUCAUGUUAUUUUCGCGUUAGUACGCUAGAUGGCGCAUUUAUAUAAUUUCGAUUAACAUUAUGAAAAAUUGUAAAAAACGUCUCAUGGUUUUAAGCGUUAACAAUCAAUGAGAUUUUUCAAUAUAAAUUUGACAUUUACUUGUUUAUAAAAUAAGUUUUUUUUGUGACCGAUAUAAUACAAUUUACACAUUUGUCUUUGUUAAUUAUGUACUACAUUUUGUGAAGUUAUUUACACUUUUAAUUUUUGACUACGAGACCAAUGUAAUAUUUGAAACCACACAAAAAGUUAGAAUAUGAGCAUUCU
Messenger RNA from Papilio polytes (common Mormon), 1361 nucleotides. RefSeq lists its product as uncharacterized. Gene Ontology annotation, cellular component: perinuclear region of cytoplasm. Gene Ontology annotation, biological process: negative regulation of translation; oogenesis. The transcript has 7 exons. Gene Ontology annotation, molecular function: zinc ion binding; mRNA binding. The record is from RefSeq and is a predicted model, not a curated record. Lineage: Eukaryota; Metazoa; Arthropoda; Insecta; Lepidoptera; Papilionidae. The coding region runs from base 67 to 963 and encodes 298 amino acids.